GUGUUAACAUGGGAUGUUGGCAAAAUUACCCCUCAAAAGCUACCAAACCUGAAGGGUAUAGUGAACCUGCAGUCUGGAGCCCCUAAGCCAGAGGAGAAUCCGAGUUUAAACAUCCAGUUUAAGAUACAACAGCUUGCAAUUUCAGGACUGAAAGUGAAUCGCCUGGACAUGUAUGGAGAAAAAUACAAGCCUUUUAAAGGUGUCAAAUAUAUUACAAAAGCAGGAAAAUUCCAAGUCAGGACAUGAGAAGAUACUCUACUUCCAGGAGGGCAUUCCCCUUAAAAAAAACUUGACUGCUUAGUGACUUAUGUUGCUAUUAAUUAGGUGCCAAUUAAUUAAUAGACACUGAUUAAUUUGGGAUCAAAGCGUUUGUGCACAGCAGCUCUUAAAAUGAAAGCAUAGCUUAAGUUUUUCUUAAUAUGGCUUUAAAAUAAGGUACUUUUUUUCUAAUACACCUUCACUCUUUUUUUACUGAAUUGUUGUGCUGGUGAAUAGUUUGAUGUAGGUGAUCCACAAAACGUCGCAAACACUACACUGCCAGUCAGAUACCAAAGCCCAGAGGCCAAGCACAUUAUGAAGGCCAGACAGGCCACCGAAAAUGUCUUAUGGUGGCACGGUUUGCUGCUGCAGCCACCUGCAAAGGAAGCUCAGCUAUUCUCAGAGCCAGCUGCAAGCUGGCAUUCCACAAAGCAUCACAUAAUCCCUUCAUAAAGAGAGAGCAGCAGUGAGAGGGGGCAGGGGUCCCACAGGGGCCUGGGACAUCGCAACUGUCACUCCUGAGAAGGAGCUUCUGAUGAAGAAAAAAAUUAUUUCCUUGUUGUUUACAAGAAAUCGCCUUUCUUAAGAAGCAUUUGCCUUAAUCAGCUUUCAUUUGUGCCAUCUGCAGAUGAGCUGAUGAAAAUAGCAUUCUGCAUUAAAUCUGGGAGGUGAUUGUUGCUUCAGUAAUCCACUUUCUUUCCAUUCAAUCUCAUCAUCACCAUCUUUUUUUUUUUUAAGAAUACAGUUGCAGAGAGUAAGUAUAUUUUAAGCGAGGCCUUUGCUUUGAUUUAGAUGUUCCACUUGUUGGAAGAUGCCACCAGAUCUGUGCCAUGUGUACAUUGGAGCGUAGCUUUUUAGAUAGCACAAUAGAAGUGUCAAGUGUAUUUAAUGGUUGUGUGCUUUAAUGUUAUGAAAUAAAGGGAACUCUACUGCAAA
Cariama cristata (Red-legged seriema) is the source of this 1194-nucleotide messenger RNA. Its product is annotated as AP-3 complex subunit mu-1-like. The record is from RefSeq and is a predicted model, not a curated record. The transcript is spliced from 2 exons. NCBI's taxonomy places the organism in Eukaryota, Metazoa, Chordata, Aves, Cariamiformes, Cariamidae. The annotation marks the transcript as partial.